Messenger RNA from Nyctereutes procyonoides (raccoon dog), 3422 nucleotides. RefSeq names its product TPX2 microtubule nucleation factor (gene TPX2). Lineage: Eukaryota; Metazoa; Chordata; Mammalia; Carnivora; Canidae. The transcript has 19 exons. Gene Ontology annotation, cellular component: microtubule; spindle. The record is from RefSeq and is a predicted model, not a curated record. Gene Ontology annotation, biological process: regulation of mitotic spindle organization; activation of protein kinase activity. Bases 486 to 2729 code for a protein of 747 amino acids.
CUUGGGGAGAAACGGGGAGCGGCUGGGACGCAGCCUGCCCCUUCCCUGAUUUUCGAACGGCCGGAGGUCUCCCCCAAGCCCGUAGCGCCUCCAAGCGCCUCUCGGCCCGGGCUUCUGAGGCGGUCUUGGUGUGUGGGCGCCUCCCAGGCCGGGCGGAGAGGGAGCCGGCCUUCGGACUGCCCUUCUCUUGGUGACAGGAUUUUUCCGUGAAGUGUGUCCGGACCGAGGCUGGCAGGCUGUGUCUGCAGAGCAUUUAUAGACUGAGGAGGAAAGGAAAAAGCGUGAACCAGACUUAUAAUAAGGUUCUUGAUAAAAAGUACUUGGUAGACUACAGUAUUUCAGAAGAGAGGUGAAAGAGUAUAUUGCAACUCUGAAUCAAGCCUGUAGGAAGGUGGAUUGACUGGCAUUAAGCCACAGGUGAUCUUUUGAAAAACGUGACACGAGAACUGGGAAAAACCUGCUCUUCUGUACCAAGGCAGGGGACAAUGUCACAAGUUAAAACUUCCUAUUCCUAUGAUGCUCCCACGGACUUUAUCAAUUUUACCUCUUUGGAUGAUGAGGAAGAUGCCCAAAACAUAGAUUCUUGGUUUGAAGAGAAGGCCAAUUUGGAGAAUAAGUUUUCUGGGAAGAAUGGCAUAGCAGGGCUUUUUCAGGACAAAACUCCUCUGAGGAAGCCUAAUCCUCAGCAAGCUAUUGUCACACCUUUGAGACCAGUCGAAAACACUUACUACAAAGAGGCAGAAAAAGAAAAUCUGGUGGAACAGUCCAUUCCAUCAAAUAUUUGUUCUUCCCUUGAAGUCAAGGGAACCACCUCAAAAAAUACUCCAGUGCAGCCUCAGAGAAGAUCUACUAGACUCUCUGCUCAGAAAGAUUUGGAACAGAAAGAAAAACAUGGGAAAAUGAAAGCCAAGAGAUGUGCUACUCCUGCAAUCAUCCAUGAAAUUCCACCCUCCAAAAAAAUGAAAGUUUCUAACAAUAAAAAGAAGCCAGAGGAAGAGGAAGAAGGCAGCACUCAUCAAAAUACUUCUAAAAAACAUGAGUCUUCCCCAGAGAAAGCCAAGGGCAGACGAACUGUGUCUUGUAUACAGCCUGUGAGGCAGAAGACUCUAAAAAGUACUGAGGAGCAAGAGUUGGAGAAGAGAAUGAAAAUGCAACAGGAGGUGGUGGAGAUGCGGAAAAAGAAUGAAGAAUUCAAGAAACUUGCUCUUGCAGGGAUAGGGCAACCUGUGAAGAAAUCAGUGAUCCAGGUAACCAAAUCAGUUGACUUCCACUUCUGCACAGAUGAGCGAAUCAAACAACAUCCUAAGAACCAGGAGGAAUAUAAAGAAGUGAACUUUACAUCUGAACUGCGAAAGCAUCCUGCAUCUCCUGCCCGAGUGACUAAGGGAUGCACCAUUAUUAAGCCUUUCAACCUGUCCCAAGGAAAGAAAAGAACAUUUGAUGAAACAGCUUCUACAUAUGUGCCCCUUGCACAGCAGGUUGAAGCCUUUCACAAACGAACCCCUAACAGAUAUCACUUGAGGAGCAAGAAGGAUGAUACUCUGUUACCCUCCAAAUCUGCUGGGCUCAAGAUAUCCAGAGACCCACAGACUCCUGUGCUGCAAACUAAACAGCGCACAAGGCCUGUGACCUACAAAAGUGCAGCAGAUCAGGAGGCUGAGGAGGUUGAGAAACUGCAACAAUACAAAUUCAAAGCACGAGAACUUGAUCCCAGAAUUCUUGAAGGUGGGCCCAUCUUGCCCAAGAAACCACCUGUGAAGCCACCCACUCAGCCUGUUGGCUUUGAUUUGGAAAUUGAAAAGAGAAUCCAGGAGCGGGAAUCAAAGAAGAAAUCAGAAGAUGAACACUUUGAAUUUCAUUCCAGACCUUGCCCUACUAAAAUCUUGGAGGAUGUUGUGGGUGUUCCUGAAAAGAAAGUACUUCCCAUCACUGUUCCCAAGUCACCAGCCUUUGCGUUGAAGAACAGAAUCCGAAUGCCCACCAAAGAAGAUGAGGAAGAGGAGGAACCGGUAGUGAUAAGAGCUCAACCUGUGCCACAUUAUGGGGUACCUUUUAAGCCCCAAAUCCCAGAGGCAAGAACUGUGGAAAUAUGUCCUUUUUCUUUUGAUUCUCGAGACAAAGAACGUCAGUUACAGAAGGAGAAGAAAAUAAAAGAACUGCAGAAAGGAGAGGUGCCCAAGUUUAAGGCGCUUCCUUUGCCUCAUUUUGACACCAUUAACCUGCCAGAGAAGAAGGUGAAGAACGUAACUCAGAUUGAGCCUUUCUGCUUGGAGACUGACAGAAGAGGUGCUCUGAAGGCACAGACAUGGAAGCAUCAGCUGGAGGAAGAACUGAAACAGCAGAAAGAAGCGGCUUGCUUCAAGGCUCGUCCAAACACUGUCAUCUCCCAGGAGCCCUUUGUUCCCAAGAAAGAGAAGAAAUCCGUUGCUGAGGGCCUUUCUGGUUCUCUAGUUCAGGAACCUUUUCAGCUGGCCACCGAGAAGAGAGCCAAGGAGCGACAGGAACUGGAAAAGAGAAUGGCUGAGGUAGAAGCUCAGAAAGUCCAGCAGUUGGAGGAGGCCAGGCACCAAGAGGAAGAGCAGAAGAGGGAGGAGCUGGCCAGGCUACGGAAAGAACUGGUACACAAGGCAAAUCCAAUACGCAAGUACCAGGGUGUGGAAGUAAAGUCAAGUGACCAGCCUCUGACUGUGCCUGUUUCUCCCAAGUUCUCCACUCGAUUCCACUGCUAACCUCAGCUGUGAGCUACAGGCACCACCUGGGAAGAGGAGCUGCUCUUUUCAUGAAACCAGGAGCCUUCUUUCCUUGUCACCAGGGCAAUAGAGAGAACCCAUUUCUCCAGACUUUACCUGCUCAUGCACAGCAGCAUACUUGACAAGUGUGGACUCCAGUCUUGUUGAGAAUUGUUUUCCUACAUUAUUGAGACUAAUAAUGAGACUCAUGCAUAUCUUGCUCUGAUUCCAUGUAGUUAUUUCCUAUGAACUCAUAUCAGUCAACCUUUAAUGAGUCUUAACUCUGACUAGUAUCAGCACAGUAUACUUUCUUUUGCCUCUUUGCCCUCUCCCCCCCUUCUUUCUAUUUUAAUCAGAAAAUAAAGAUAGUUAAAUACUAAGAUAGAAUUUAAGUCAUGGCUUACCUGAGGAACAGUUAAUAUAUCAGAUUCUUUCCUCCUCUCUGCUCAAAAUGAAUUUUGAGUUAAGGAGCCUGUCUCUACAAAGGGUGGAAGCUUCAUUAACCAUGCAAUCAUGAGGAAGACCAUGGACUGACAGGGAGCUUUGCAGCAGCCAUCAGCAGACUUUGGGGCAGAGCUGCUGUUAAGGCACUGUCUUCCCUUGUCAGUGCUGAUAAUAACAGAAUGCCAUGCGAUACACUUUUUAAGUCCUCCAUAAACUGGAAUGGAAUAAACAUGUUUGUCUUCCCCUCCC